This is a messenger RNA of Corticium candelabrum, 2003 nucleotides long. RefSeq lists its product as uncharacterized. NCBI's taxonomy places the organism in Eukaryota, Metazoa, Porifera, Homoscleromorpha, Homosclerophorida, Plakinidae. The transcript has 11 exons. The record is from RefSeq and is a predicted model, not a curated record. The coding region runs from base 1 to 1638 and encodes 545 amino acids.
AUGUACCACUGGUGUUUUGAGACACCUGUGUCUCAAAUGAAGGAUGUUUGUAAAGUAUCUCUAGUCACUGGCAUCCAGAUGUACCAGUACCUAAGAGAUUUGUGCUCGUGGAAGCUGCAACAAAAUGUUAGUAGACUUGGUGGCAUUGGUCCAGUUCAGUCCAACGUUGUUGAAAUAGACGAAUCUGUUUUUCCCACAAACCGAAGCACCACUGUGACCACAGAGGAAGAGCACAACGUAACCCAGUGUGAGUUUUUGGAAUUGUUGAUCAAUGAUGUCAUGUGUGGAGCAUGUGAAGUCUAUUGUAUUGAAGUAACAACAGGUUACUGUGCAUUGCAGCUCUUUGUUCUCUACGAGAUGGCAGCACAUUUUGUUGUGGAAAUUGUGCUGUUAUUUUCGUGGCUUCAAGUGAUCUUUUGUGUUGAGAAAUCACUACCAGUCUCUUGUGAUGCAGCUGUUGUUACUGGUCCUCGAGGUCUUCCUGGUCCUGUGGGUCAGAGAGGCAUGCCUGGGGUACCAGGAACACAAGGCUUGUCAGGCUUCCAAGGUUUACCAGGAGCAUUUGGAAAGACGGGAGAUCCAGGUGUACCUGGAGUGAGAGGCAAGGCUGGACCAAAAGGAGAAAAAGGCAACAUUGGAUUGCGAGGUUCUGUUGGAUUGAAAGGAGAACGAGGUGACGUAGGACAAAAAGGUGAAAAUGGAGUAAAAGGAGAAGUUGGUCGUAAAGGAGAUCAAGGUAUUCAAGGUCCAGUGGGUCCAAGAGGUUUACAAGGAGUUAGAGGAUUUCCUGGAUACAAAGGAGAGAAAGGUUCACAAGGUUUGCAAGGCAUUCCUGGAUUAACUCCACUUUCUGAAAUAAAGAAACUUGAACGUUUGGUGACAAAAUUAUACAAUGAACUGAAGGUUUCUCGAGUUUCAUAUGGUGAUGAAGUUGGUACAUGCAACAUUAGCACGUUAGGUGAUUUGUUCUACCACAAUUCUAAUAAAUCUUUGCUGUUUUGUGAUUCUGAGAAGUGGGUUGAGAUAACAUGGAAACUAUACCUAACUUGUUCUGUAAUUAAGAUCAACUCUAUUCAGUUUGUGCAGAAGGUCCACUCUCUCCCACCUGUAAAGGUUUAUUGUGAUUAUUCUGUGAUCUCUAGUGGGUGUGCACUUGUGUGGAAACACUCAUAUUUUCAAGUUGGAAAUCCAACUGAUGACAUGCGUACUUUCAGUUCAGUGGAUCGUCCAUGUACUGAUCUGUCUGAUGGUUGGUGUAAUGUGGGUAACAAGGAUAAUGUUCCUGGUAAUGUUCAAUUGACAGUUGCUUAUCAUGAAGGACAAGUUGCGUAUGCAUAUGGUGGUGAUCGUAAUUGUGAACUGGGAAAGUCAUGGCGUGGAGCAAUACUCAACAAUCCAGUCAAAAUUACAGAUCAUUGUAAUAGAGGGAAUGGGAUUCCUCCAGAGCCAAAUAUUGCUUCAUCUGGAAUACCAGGAUUGACAUUUGACAAAUGGAAGCCUGGUGUAUACGACCAAAACUGUGAUACAGAUAGAUACAAGACUAUGUAUGACUGUCGUUGGGAGAAUUGUCGGUUACCUUCAUCUAUCUCAUCCAAAACAAAUCAUGUACAAAUGACAGUUGCUAUAUUUCUUUGUUGACUUUGCACACAGCACUCUAUGGGGUAGUUGCAUGUUGAUCUUGUUUGCAUUGUAUGAAAUGUAACAUCUAGUAUUGUGAACCUUGGGCUUUCUUGUCAGAACCUCACAGCAUCAUUUUUGUUGUGUUUCUGAUUUCCAACCAUAAAAGUUUAUUACGUGAAAAUUACAAAAACAAAUUGUUUUUGUAUUGCGUUGUAGCUUAUAUUGUAAUGGUAAUAGAAUAUUUGAUAGCUAUUUUAUUUGAGCAAGUAGAAUAGAGUUUGAAUAAAGUAUGUAGUGAGGACAAAUAAGUGAUUGCAACCGAACUUUGACCAACUGGCAACUGCUUCCUUCUUUUAUAAGCAAUUUGUACACAAGAUAAUUAG